UUCGUCACUUCUUUCAUUUUUCGGAAAGAGUUAGCUGUAUCACUAAACAUGUCUGGACGUGGAAAGACCGGAGGCAAAGCCAGGGCUAAGGCCAAGACCCGCUCCUCUCGUGCUGGGCUGCAGUUCCCAGUCGGCCGUGUUCACAGGCUGUUGAGGAAGGGCAACUACGCUGAGCGCGUGGGCGCUGGAGCUCCCGUCUAUCUGGCUGCAGUGCUGGAAUACCUGACUGCUGAGAUCCUGGAGUUGGCUGGAAACGCUGCUCGUGAUAACAAGAAGACCAGGAUCAUCCCCCGCCAUCUGCAGCUGGCUGUCCGCAACGACGAGGAGCUCAACAAACUGCUUGGCGGAGUUACCAUCGCUCAGGGCGGUGUUCUUCCUAACAUCCAGGCUGUGUUGCUGCCCAAGAAAACCGAGAAGGCUACCAAGACCAAGUAAAGCUGCUCCCCUGAACCAAUAAACCAAACGGCUCUUUUAAGAGCCACCCACACCAUCUAAAGAGAAAAAUUCCUUUAAUAUUUGACUGCUGAACGUGGUCCAAUUGUCCCUAAUGGGUUAAAUACAAAUGAUUUCACUUUUCUGAUCUGAUCUACUGUAUUUUCUAAUUGUGUUCUGCCUCUCCAGAAUUAGAUAUAUAUGUAUAAAAGUGUGUAUAUGUGUGUGUUUAGAGCCGGCAGGCAAUGUUCAACAUCUCUUCAGAUGGAAGGCUUGUUAUGCAGCAGCUUCUGGUGUCAGGAACCGUUUUAAAACGUGUCUAAAUAGUGAAUUAUUAAAAAUCUGAAAAUGG
Molecule: messenger RNA, 784 nt
Organism: Cyprinodon tularosa
Lineage: Eukaryota; Metazoa; Chordata; Actinopteri; Cyprinodontiformes; Cyprinodontidae
Product: histone H2A
Exons: 1
Coding region: 49-435 (128 amino acids)
Cellular component (GO): nucleosome
Molecular function (GO): DNA binding; protein heterodimerization activity; structural constituent of chromatin
Source: RefSeq, a predicted model, not a curated record